CAUGAGGCUGCCGCGGGCAGCGGCCCGGCUGCUGCUGCCGCCCUCCCCCCGGGCCGGGGCCGCCCUCCCGCCGCGGCGAGCGGCCGUGCGGGCCGCGGGGCAGGUGGAAAGUAAAACAAAAGGAAAACCUCAAAAGCAGAUUUGUCAAGUUGUUCUGGAUCAUUUUGAGAAGCAGUACGCAACGGAACUGGGAGAUGCCUGGUCCAGCGUCAGAGAUGUGCUCACAUAUCCAUUGUGCUGGCAGUACGCAGUUCUGCUUAACAAGUUCAGCCAGUCCCCUGAACUGGAGAGCACCUUGCGUGUGAAGGGAUAUCAUCCUGCCUUUCAUCGAAGUUUGCCGUAUCUGCCGGCCUCAUUCAAGUGUUACAUUAGGAGAACUCCUGGGAGAUUCCCUGCACAGAAACACCAGGCUGGGAAACUGAAAGAGUAUUACCUGCUGAAUGCUGCUUCGCUGUUGCCAGUGUUGGCAUUAGAAGUGAAAGAUGGGGAAGACGUUUUGGAUCUCUGUGCUGCACCAGGGGGUAAAUCAGUUGCUAUACUGCAGUGUGCCUGUCCAGGUCAGUUUCACUGUAAUGAAUAUGAUGAUUUGAGGUCAAGAUGGUUGAAACAGACAAUAGAAUCCUUCAUCCCAGAACCUUUGGUUAACUUGAUAAUGGUCUCUAUACUGGAUGGAAGACAGAUUGGAGAUCUUAAGCCUGAAUUAUAUGAUAAGGUACUAGUUGAUGCUCCUUGUUCAAAUGACAGAAGUUGGCUAUUCUCUUCUGAUAUUCAACAAGCUACGCUUAGGCUAAUACGAAGGAAGGAGUUACCAUCUCUGCAAUUCCAGCUGCUAAGGUCUGCUAUUAAAGCAUUGCGUCCUGGUGGAUCGUUGGUCUAUUCUACGUGCACACUCUCAAAAGCAGAAAACAGUGAUGUAAUAAAUCUCAUUCUAAACUCCUGCAGUAAUGUUAUGCCUGUAGAUAUAAGCAAAAUGGCCAAAGCUGUUUCUCAGGAAUUCAGUUUUCUCAGUGGUAUGCAACAACAUGAACUUCUGGUUCUCCCAGAGAAAGGGAAAGCAUGGGGUCCAAUGUACGUAGCUAAAUUAAAGAAAAUGUAUUCCAUCUGAUGCCUCUAGCUUUUUAUAAGGGAUAUGUGAUAAAUGAACAUUUAUUUCCAAUAUAAUAUGUGUAUGUGAAUGCCCAAAGCAACUGAAUAUAGAGCAUUGCCGUUUUGUGUCAGCUCAUGCCUAAUAAAAGGAAAGCUAGACGCUUACCUUAGUUUAGCUAAAAAUA
This is a messenger RNA of Strigops habroptila (Kakapo), 1271 nucleotides long. It is a transcript of the gene NSUN3, whose product is annotated as NOP2/Sun RNA methyltransferase 3. Gene Ontology annotation, biological process: rRNA methylation. Lineage: Eukaryota; Metazoa; Chordata; Aves; Psittaciformes; Psittacidae. The transcript is spliced from 6 exons. Gene Ontology annotation, cellular component: mitochondrial large ribosomal subunit. Bases 2 to 1105 code for a protein of 367 amino acids. Gene Ontology annotation, molecular function: methyltransferase activity. The record is from RefSeq and is a predicted model, not a curated record.